Coregonus clupeaformis (lake whitefish) is the source of this 2242-nucleotide messenger RNA. It is a transcript of the gene csrnp1b, whose product is annotated as cysteine-serine-rich nuclear protein 1b. The coding region runs from base 190 to 1944 and encodes 584 amino acids. Lineage: Eukaryota; Metazoa; Chordata; Actinopteri; Salmoniformes; Salmonidae. Gene Ontology annotation, biological process: regulation of transcription by RNA polymerase II. Gene Ontology annotation, molecular function: sequence-specific DNA binding; DNA-binding transcription factor activity, RNA polymerase II-specific. The transcript has 6 exons. Gene Ontology annotation, cellular component: nucleus. The record is from RefSeq and is a predicted model, not a curated record.
GGAGGCUGCGCUGCCGAGCAGUCUGCCACAGACAAGGGAAAGAAAGGUUUUGGCUGGUACGGACAGUGCUGUCUGCUACAAUACAAACAAAAGCGAGCGGUCUGUUCGAGCAUAAAGCGCAAUUGUGUCGCUUGGAUUAUACAUAUUUUCUCUAAUGGUGAUCGGAUACCUGGAUUAUUGAUCGGGUCCAUGCUAGCUAAAACGAUGAGCGGGCUAGUGAAGAGGAAGUUUGAGGAUGUCUAUGAGGAGGACCCGUGCUACCCCUCCUCCCUGUCCUCUUCGGCCUACUCCGGAUGGGACUCGGCUGGGGAGAGCUGCUACUCAGACACCCUGGACUCAACACCCAGCAACCCUGGCUCUCCCGACACGCAUUACAACGCCAAGUCCAUCCAGAAGAAGGCUAAGCGUGAACGGCUAGGCCGGGGCAACGUGACCUUUGACAUGGUGACAGUGUUUCUCUUCCCGCGGUGCCAGGGCUUCAGCAGCGUGCCCAGUAAGGGGGGCUGUUCCCUGGGCAUGAUGCAGCACCACAGCGCCCUCCGCAGGUACACCCUGGAAGAGUACGCUGUGGAGCAACGCAUCCUCCGCCGGGAGAAACUCCUCAACCGCCUCCGAGAGGAACAACUAGACGCUCUGAAACAGAAACUGACCAAGGGAGGCACGGUGGAGUCAGAGGAGGCGGACUGCCUCACCGUCGAAGACAUCCCAGAGGACGAGAUGGACAUCAGCAGUUGUAACCUAGACGACGGCUCCUUCCUCCACCCCUACCCCUCCAAGCGGAGACACGCCCUGCUGAAGGCCGCGGGGGUGAAGAAGAUCGAUAAGGAGGAGAAGAGGCAGCUCCAGCAGCUGAGAGUGUCCAGGGAGGACUGUGGCUGUGACUGUCAGGGCUUCUGUGAGCCAGAGACCUGCGCCUGCAACCUGGCGGGCAUCAAGUGUCAGAUGGACCACUCGUCAUUUCCCUGCGGCUGCACUAAGGAUGGCUGCGGUAACCAGGAAGGUCGCAUAGAGUUCAACUCCAGCCGGGUUCAGACCCACUACAUCCACACCAUCAUGAAGCUAGAGCUGGAGAAGAGACUGGAGGAGACGUCUGGACCAGAGGAAGAGGACCCGGGAGAGACCACCUCAGCCCCGGGCCACGCCCAUAACCCCCUGUCCGACCUCUCCUCCAUCCCAGAUGGCCCCUCCUUCUACUUCAGCUCAGAGCUUGCGGAGGUCGGGGAGAACAGCUGUAGCAGCGACAUGACGGACUCCUCUGCCUCCUCGGGGGCGAGUGAGGACUCGGAGGAAGGGGCGGGAUUAGGGGCGGGGUUAGGCCGGGAGGACGGCCCCCUGCUGGAUGAUGUGGAUGAGAACGGACUGAGCCGCAUCCUCAGCUUCAGCGACAUCACCAACGACAACGACUAUAACGUAAAUAACUACAUUGUUAAUGACAACCGCUGUUGCCCCGAGCAACGGCUACAGCAGCAGCCGUUGUCCAUGACGACAACAACGUGGAUGUUGGGAGGGUUUAGCACGGCAGACUUCUCAGAGGAGGAUGAGGUGUACACAGACAACAGGGCCAUGGCCAUAUCACAACUGUUAGAUGAUAACGCUAACCAAGGCAACUGUCUGUUCCACCACAGCGACCGGCCCAACCCCCCCUCUCCCUCAGUAGACCGCCCUGCUGCCAGCUACAUGGACCUCAGCCUGUCCUCAGAGUCUGACCUGGAGUUCUUUGAUGGUUUCUGUCUGGGUCCUUCCUCCCUCUACAGCUCCCUAAAGGACCAACACAUGGACAACUUUUUUCACUUCCAGUUGCCUAGUUACCCCAGCAGCCAAUCACAGGCCAGUGACCCUGGGACCUGCUUCCUGGAGUCUCUGAUUGGUCUGUCAGAAUCUGUCCCAGAACCCCCUGCAACGUUCACAGACAAUGAGCUGUUGGAGGAAGCCGUCAGGGGUUAACUAUCAGGACCUGAACUGUGUUCUGGACUAUGUAGUAAAUUAGGGGGACGGUGGUCAGUGGAAACAGACUGCUGGGAUUUCCCUCUUGCCUAUCUAUUGUUAUUGAGAUUCCGCUCUUGCCUUCCAAAUGUUAGUAAAGCAGUUGGUAGAUAUUGCUAUAUGAAAUGGCAGCUAACGUUUCAGUUGGUAGAUAUUGCUAUAUGAAAUGGCAGCUAACGUUUCAGUUGGUAGAUAUUGCUAUAUGAAAUGGCAGCUAACGUUUCAGUUGGUAGAUAUUGCUAUAUGAAAUGGCAGCUAA